AUGGUGAUUCCUCAUCGCAGCACGACGCUGAUCACCACCGUCGUCUUCGUGGCGCUUCUUCUCCUCAUAUUUUCCUCCUCUCCGUCCCCGGAUCCAGAGUCUAGCAAAGAGGAGGUGUCCGGGCCAGCAAAAUAUCUUCCUCACCCAAAAUUUCCUUCUCUAAGUGAUCUCCACCUUCCCUCUUUCCACCCGACCGCCCAUACACCACCGGAAACGCAGCCGAACAGUACGAGCGGCGAAUCCAAAUGGUUCAGCAAUUGGGCCUGGAUCAACCCGUUCUCGUCCUCCAUCACGCUUGACGAGAAUAGAUCUGUCCUUCCACCUCUCCGACACCGUCCCUACGUGUACACCUACUACGAACCGAACAAAGCCAAUGACCAAGACGCGGAGAAUGCCGAUGCUCAGCUACUCCUCGCCUGGCGCCGAGCAUGGUUUGCUCAAGGAUUUCGUCCUGUCAUUCUGGGCCGCGGAGAAGCCAUGAACAGCGAGUUCUACCAUAUCGUGCAGACUCUAGAGGUCAAAGGCAAGCUGGAGAAGGAGCUGUACAGCUGGCUCGCAUGGGGCCAUAUGGGCGAUGGGCUCUUGGCUGAUUGGCGUUGCUUCCCAAUGGCGAGAUAUGAUGACCCAACGUUGUCUUAUUUGCGCCGGGGUAGCGACCCGGCCUUCAUCACACGGUUUGCGCACAUUGAUAGCGGUCUCUUUGCCGGCGAGAAGAAACGGAUCCAUGACGCCAUCAACGAGGUGAUCAAUCGGCUUCAGGAUAAAUCCCAGUCCAAAUCGUCCAUCCUGGACUUGGUCCCCGCGGAGUUCUUCAAGACCGAGGAACAGAGCUCGAUUGCGUACUAUAGCUCCGCCUCUGUGCACACGAACUUCCCCAGUCUGGCAGAGAAGAUGAUGUCCGCGCCGACGGAGGGCCGUCUAGCACUUGUAGAUCUGAUUAACUCGCAUCUACACAGCACGUUCCAUAAUUCGUUCCCCGCAGGUAUUGCGGUUCUAAAGCCUUUUGCCGACCACACUACGGCGCUCGUGGAGCCGGCCCUACGGUUGUCAAAAGCACUGGCUCAAUGCCCAAAGUCACCUAAGCCGGACUCUUGUCCCCCGAACCUUCAGACCUGUCAUCCCUGUGACCCAGAGAAGCCGAUGCAUGUGACCCAACCGGCUACAUACCGGAACACGACGCAAGUCUUCACCAUCGGUACUCUGCCUCACCCAUUCACCCUCAUCAGUUUGCAACAGAACUCCGUGGAGGUUACUACUCGACACAUCCGUCGUGAGACUGAACGCGACCCUUGGUUGAUGGAAGUGACCAAGGAACAUCUGGGCGGUGAGCUUGCAGGAUCUGCUCGAGCGCUUGUUCUUAAGAAGGCAGUUGCAGAUGAUGCUGUAGUCGGGACCUCCCUCUGGAUGACUGUUGAGUCUCUUCCGCCGGAGGCGGGACAAGCCCUCCCCUCUGAUCUCCUGGAUGAGUUUGAGUGGCAACUUGGUUUCAAGAUACCUCGCAAUACCAACGUCGAUGCCAAGAAUGAAGGGGAAGCCAAGGAUUCGAUGCAGAACGCCAAUCCUAGCAAGGAAGGUGUGGGGAGGGAGUAUGAGAUUCUCAAACAGGCUCGGGAGGUUCUGAAUAGCAGAGAGGCGCCCCGGAUCGGCAUCAAGGAGGUCGCCGAAGCUUGGAACUUGGCUGACACGGAAAUCUGGCGGUUUAUUUUUGUGGUUUGCAGAGCACGAAGUGUGGUUGAACGGAAGAAGUGGGAGGAGGAAGAGAAAGACUUCAUUGGUGCUCGACCCCGGACAUAA
Aspergillus terreus NIH2624 is the source of this 1794-nucleotide messenger RNA. RefSeq lists its product as uncharacterized. NCBI's taxonomy places the organism in Eukaryota, Fungi, Ascomycota, Eurotiomycetes, Eurotiales, Aspergillaceae. The transcript has 2 exons. The record is from RefSeq and is a predicted model, not a curated record. The coding region runs from base 1 to 1794 and encodes 597 amino acids.